GUGAGCUUCAAUUGGAAAUAUACCCACGUGGUAAAACUGAUGGCAUCCAAUGUUAAGACUGAGCCUGGAGUCCAAAAUGAGGAAUCAGAAGACACCAACAUGAUGAAGAUAUUAAUAGCAAGUGAUAAUCACCUUGGCUACAUGGAGAAAGACCCAGUCAGAGGCAACGAUAGCUUAGAAACCUUCAAAGAGAUACUAGCCAUUGCCAGAGAUCAAAACGUUGAUUUUAUUCUUCUUGGUGGUGAUAUGUUUCAUGAGAACAAACCCUCGCGUCAAGUGAUUUUCCGUACGAUGGAGCUCCUUCGUCAGUUCUGUAUCGGAUCCCGUCCUUGCCCUAUUGAAUUCCGCAGUGAUCCGUCAAUCAACUUUCAUUCGAGUUUUCCUAAUGUUAAUUAUGAAGAUCCUAAUUAUAACAUCGGCAUGCCUGUUUUCUCUAUUCAUGGAAACCACGAUGAUCCAACUGGGGAUCAUAACUUAAGCUCACUGGACAUACUAAGUGUCUCGAAUUUGGUGAAUUAUUUUGGAAAGGCAAAAGAUGUUGAGAAUAUUACAAUAUCUCCACUUUUAUUGCAAAAAGGUAGUACAAUGCUGGCACUCUAUGGUUUGGGUAGCAUACGAGACGAGAGGCUUAACAGGAUGUUUCGUCUCGGGAAAGUGAAGUUCCUCCAGCCGAAAGAAGAUCAGAAGAAAUGGUUUAAUUUAUUCGUGAUACACCAAAACAGGUCUCGUCAUACGGCUACUAAUUACAUUCCUGCUACUUUCCUUCCCUCGUUUCUCGAUCUUGUGGUCUGGGGCCACGAACACAGAUCCCACACUUCCCCCGAGUACCAGGCCCUCACUGAUAUCAACGCUAUGGGCGGAGAACCUGAAGACCCUGACGAAGACGACCACGAUGAUAAGAUGGGUUUUUACAUUUAUCAACCUGGUUCCUCUGUAGCUACUAGUUUGUGUGAAGGAGAAGCUGCUAAGAAGCAUGUUGGCAUUCUCUAUAUCAAGGGGACUGAUUUUCGUAUCGAUCCGGUUCCUUUGAAAACUGUCCGUCCUUUUGUGAUGGACACGGUUUCUCUCUCCAAAACUGAUAUAGACCCACUUGAGGACGAUAAAAUAUCCAACUAUUUAAUUGAAAAGGUAAAACAAUUAAUUUUGACAGCUGGAAAAGAAUCUUCUGGCUCAAACAAACUUCCAUUAAUAAAAUUAUAUGUGGAUUACAGUCAAGGAUAUUCCCCUUUGAGUCAUGCAAGAUUUAGUCAGUUUUUUGUGGAUAAAGUUGCAAAUCCAAAAUCAAUACUGAGCUGGUUUAGACAAAGACAGCCAUCUUCCUUGUCUGGCAGUGGGAGUCAUUCAGAUAGUAACGAAAUAAUUGAAGGAAUUGCUGCCACUGACGAAGAAGGAGGACAUCAAACGAUAGCUUCGCUUCUUAAAGAGUCACUGCUACAGGACAGGCUCUCUCUUCUCUCUGAGAAGAACCUUGUAGAAGCCGUUGAUGAGUUUGUAGAAAAGAAUGAGAGGGAGUCAAUCUCAGAUUUUGUGAAAUAUUCUUUGCAGCAGACUCAAGAGUAUUUGAAGACUGAGACUUUUCCUGUGUCAGAAAUAGUAGAGCAAUUGGAAAAGAACAGAGAAGAGAUAAUGAAGAGGCAAGAACAAUCCACAGCUGAACAUAUAGAGGCCAUAAGAACAUCACGUCCUCCUCAAGCUAGUAACAGAUUUAGUGACGAGAGUGAUGAAGAUAAGCAAGACAGUGGAGAGAAAGAAGAAACUUUAAACAAUUCCGGUACAUCAACUAGAGGACGUGGUAGAGGCAGAGGGAGGGGGAGGGGUAGGGGUAGAGGAGGAGCCACUGGUACAACUAGAAGCAAGAAAACUAGCAAUAAAUCUACUGCUUCUUCAUCUGUGGCAUCAUCAGUUGCUACCACACCCAUUCAGCUGUCUUUGGCUAGUACUGCUAAAGCAACACCAGCCAAAAAACAAGUGUCCAAGAGAACUCCAAAGCGAUCCAUUGUUUAUGAUGAAGACAAUAGUGAUGAUGUUGAUUUUGAAUUUAAUGCAAAUCCUUCUAAAAAGUCAAGAAACAUUAGUGCAAUAGAUGAAACAAUUGAUCUAACACAAGGAAGUUCAUCUAAUGAUGAUGACAAUCCUUUUGAACUGGAACCAAAGAAAAGAAAAAGAUAAACUUAUAUAUGCAUACACAUACCCACCACAAUCAUGCUACAUAGAUUCAUACCCUUACCAUAAAUCCUAUGAAUUCACUUAAUUGAGCACAUGCUGUGCAUGUUUUGAUAAAAUUUCCUGUUGUGUUGUUCUGUCAGU
Amphimedon queenslandica is the source of this 2307-nucleotide messenger RNA. Its product is annotated as double-strand break repair protein MRE11A-like. The record is from RefSeq and is a predicted model, not a curated record. Gene Ontology annotation, molecular function: manganese ion binding; single-stranded DNA endonuclease activity; 3'-5'-DNA exonuclease activity. The coding region runs from base 40 to 2169 and encodes 709 amino acids. Gene Ontology annotation, cellular component: site of double-strand break; nucleus; Mre11 complex. NCBI's taxonomy places the organism in Eukaryota, Metazoa, Porifera, Demospongiae, Haplosclerida, Niphatidae. The transcript has 19 exons. Gene Ontology annotation, biological process: double-strand break repair via nonhomologous end joining; mitotic intra-S DNA damage checkpoint signaling; mitotic G2 DNA damage checkpoint signaling.